GUUUCAUCCUGCUAACUCUCUGCUCCUGGAACUGCACAUCUGGAUGCACAUGGAUGAAAACGCAGAACAGAGCAGCUGUAAGCAACUUCCAGGUUUUAAGCAACAGCUCGAUUUCACAUCUGGAACAAGCCUGCAAGGCUUCUGUGCAUGUUUAUAGCAGACUCAGCAUGGAAUUUCCACACAGUCAAUACAACCGCAUACUCGAACUGCAGGCAAAGGAUCACAUACUGUUCAUCUUGAAGACCCUGAAAAGCAUUGAGAAGAUCUACAGUGGGAAAUACGAGAAGGUGGACUGCGACCAGCGUAAACUGCAGAUAUUUCUGCUGGAUGUGCAUCGCCAGAUUUUUGAGCUGGAACGAUGUGAAAAUAUCGUCCCCACAAAAGUGCUGAAGAAAAUAUUAAAAAACAUGGAAAUACAUUUCAGAGGUCUGAUUUCUCACCUUAAAAUCACGGACUUCAGUGCAGAAGGUUGGGGUGAGACUGCAGGGGUCGUUCUGCAGCAUCUGAGAAGACUCGACCUCCUGGCCACCAAAACUAAAAUAGAGCUUCAUGAUCAUUAAAACCAGUUCAACCUGAUAAAAAAAAAAGAUAUGCAAAUA
Silurus meridionalis is the source of this 599-nucleotide messenger RNA. Its product is annotated as interferon a3-like. Gene Ontology annotation, biological process: defense response. Lineage: Eukaryota; Metazoa; Chordata; Actinopteri; Siluriformes; Siluridae. Gene Ontology annotation, molecular function: cytokine receptor binding. The coding region runs from base 54 to 560 and encodes 168 amino acids. The transcript is spliced from 5 exons. The record is from RefSeq and is a predicted model, not a curated record. Gene Ontology annotation, cellular component: extracellular region.